CUCGAAGCAGAAGAGGAGGAGGAGGUUUUUCUUAAAUCUAGGGUUUAUGCUUAGGGAUCAAAGUAGAUUUGGGGAUUUUAAUCAAAAAUGGUUACGAGCAGCGAUCAAAUCCAAGAUGUCUCCGAUGAUCAACAGAAACGAUCGGAGAUCUACACCUACGAAGCACCAUGGCAGAUCUACGCAAUGAACUGGAGCGUUCGUCGCGAUAAGAAGUACCGUCUCGCCAUCACCAGCCUCAUCGAGCAAUACCCGAACCGCGUCGAGAUUGUGCAGCUCGACGAAUCCAAUGGUGAGAUUCGAUCUGACCCUAAUCUCUGCUUCGAGCAUCCUUACCCACCAACCAAAACCAGUUUCAUCCCCGAUAAAGAGUGCCAAAGACCCGAUCUUCUCGCUACCUCAAGCGACUUCCUUCGUCUAUGGCGAAUCUCCGACGACGAAUCACGCGUUGAGCUCAAGUCUUUUCUCAACAGCGACAAGAACAGUGAGUACAGUGGUCCACUCACCUCUUUCGAUUGGAAUGAAGCUGAGCCGAGACGAAUCGGGACAUCUAGCAUCGAUACGACUUGUACGAUCUGGGAUAUUGAUCGUGAAGUUGUUGAUACUCAGCUUAUUGCUCAUGAUAAGGAGGUUUACGACAUUGCUUGGGGUGGAGUCGGCGUCUUCGCCUCUGUUUCAGCUGAUGGAUCGGUGAGGGUUUUCGAUCUCCGUGAUAAAGAGCAUUCGACGAUCAUCUACGAGAGCUCUGAGCCGAGUACUCCUUUGGUGCGUCUUAGCUGGAACAAGCAGGACCCGAGGUAUAUGGCUACUGUGAUCAUGGACAGUGCUAAAAUCGUGGUCCUUGACAUUCGGUUUCCGGCUGUUCCUGUUGUUGAGCUUCAGCGACAUCAGGCAAGCGUAAAUGCCAUAGCUUGGGCUCCUCAUAGCUCCUCACACAUCUGCACUGCUGGAGAUGAUUCUCAGGCUUUGAUUUGGGAUAUUUCUUCCAUGGGACAGCAUGUUGAAGGUGGUCUUGAUCCGAUUCUUGCUUACACAGCCGGCGCUGAGAUUGAGCAGCUUCAGUGGUCGUCUUCUCAGCCUGAUUGGGUUGCCAUUGCCUUUGCCAACAAGCUCCAGAUUCUCAGGGUCUGAUUUUGUUGGUAUGGAUCUCUGGCAAAUAUAGAUGACCGUAGCUUAUUGUUUGUUUGCUAGAUUUAUGUUGGUCAUUGUCUUGAAGAAUGUGAGCCUUUGCACUGACUCUUAGCUGUUGUUGAUUAAUGAUUGUUAUAACAAGGUUGAUUGAUCUUCCUCUCACAGUGUGAUCUUUACAAGUAUCAUCUGCAAGGACUAUGUACCUUCAUAAUUGUGAAUAACUAUUAGCUUUGAAUUUAGUCUUGAUA
Messenger RNA from Eutrema salsugineum, 1376 nucleotides. RefSeq names its product WD repeat-containing protein LWD2. The transcript has a single exon. Bases 88 to 1128 code for a protein of 346 amino acids. Lineage: Eukaryota; Viridiplantae; Streptophyta; Magnoliopsida; Brassicales; Brassicaceae. Gene Ontology annotation, cellular component: nucleus. Gene Ontology annotation, molecular function: protein binding. The record is from RefSeq and is a predicted model, not a curated record.